This is a messenger RNA of Funneliformis caledonium, 463 nucleotides long. NCBI's taxonomy places the organism in Eukaryota, Fungi, Glomeromycota, Glomeromycetes, Glomerales, Glomeraceae. The record is from the annotation of a GenBank genome assembly.
AUGUCUUCUCUCCUGUUUAAACGCGCUGUCACUUCUUUUUUCUCUGAACGGUUUAGGCUUUCUCCCGUAAGAGAAAAUCUUAACCUUAUCCGUGAAGAACUUCGAAAAUUUGGUCAGGGCUCGAUAGAGUACAAUUCCUCUUUUUCACCUGGAAUUGGUUUGAUAACACUUCACAAUUCUGAACGACAUAAUGCCUUAAGUGGCAAAAUGAUGGCCGAAUUAGCUGAUUUGGUUGAUAAAUUAGAACAUAUUACACAAGGUAAAACAAAUUCAAAAAACGAAACCGAUUUAAUAGCAUUAAUAUUAUCGGGAGACGAAAAUACUUUUUGUUCCGGUUUAGAUUUAAGUAUAGCGAAUGACCAUAUUCUGACCACAGAAAAUGGUAAAAAAAUGAGUUCGCUUAUGCAAGAUACACUCUUACGUUUUAGUCGACUUCCCUUAAUUUCGAUCGCCGCAAUCGAAG